AUUAAGACCCAAAAAAGUUGAAAAGAAGUUGAUGCAACAACAGUAAUUGCGUGGGAAAAAACAGUUUGAAAAGAAUGUAAUUUUUACCUGGAAAAAUGUUACUUUUACAGAUUUUCAGAAUUCACGCCAAUCGCCUUAAAUGAUACAUAAUAAUUUAUAAAUAUGUCAAACGCGUAUACACUGAGAGAGAGAGAGAGAGAGAGAGAGAGAGAGAGAGAGGAGGGAGAAAGUCAUAAAGCACCGCCGUGGCUUUGAUUCAGCAGAGCUGGCGUAUAGCAAUGGCCACCCUCAUCCGGGUUCUUCUGAUCCUCGUUCUUUCUGAUUCAAUUGCUAGUAUCCGAGGCCUCGGAAUAGGAAUUAAUUAUGGCCAGAUUGCCAACAAUCUCCCAUCACCUUCCCGUGUCGCAUAUCUCCUUCAAUCUCUGAACAUUAGUAAAGUGAAGCUCUAUGAUGCCAAUCCGAAUGUUUUAACUGCAUUUGGCAAUUCAAAUGUCGAAUUUGUGGUCGGGCUACGAAAUGAGGAUCUACAAAAGAUGACUGAUCCUAUUCAAGCUCAAACUUGGAUUCAACAGCAUGUGCUACCUUAUAUUUUCCAAACCAAGAUCACUUGUAUCACCAUUGGAAAUGAGGUCCUCACAGGGAAUGAUACUCAGUUAAUGUCUUAUCUUUUGCCGGCAAUGCAGACAGUAUAUGGGGCUCUUGGUAGUCUAGGACUAAAGAAGGAUGUAUAUGUUACAACGGCUCAUUCAACAGGAAUCUUGGGUAACUCCUUCCCUCCUUCUGCAGGAGUGUUUCGACAAGAUCUAGCCGAGUACAUCCAGAGCAUUCUAAAUUUCCAUUCACAGACUGAUUCGCCAUUUCUUAUAAAUGCAUAUCCCUUUUUUGCAUACAAAGAUAACCCCAAUCAGGUUUCAUUGGAAUAUGUGCUUUUCCAGCCUAAUCCAGGGACUACAGACCCAAUUACGAACUUAAAAUAUGAUAACAUGUUAUAUGCUCAAAUUGAUGCUGUUUAUUCUGCAAUCAAAGCAAUGGGCCAUACAGAUAUCCAAGUCAGAGUUUCUGAGACGGGAUGGCCGUCUAAGGGGGAUCCAAGUGAGGUAGGAGCUACACUGGAGAAUGCUAGAUUAUAUAAUGGUAACUUGCUGAGUCGGGUACAGCAAAACCAGGGUACUCCAGCAAAGCCAUCAGUACCUAUUGACGUGUAUGUUUUUGCACUUUUUAACGAGGAUUUAAAACCUGGGCCAUCAUCUGAAAGGAAUUAUGGAUUGUAUUAUCCUGAUGGUACCCCAGUUUACAAUAUCGGGUUACAAGGUUUUCUUCCGCGCAUGGAUUAUUCAGCUUCGUACAGAAAUGGCUUAGAUUUCUUUCAUCUCCUUCUCUUUCCCGUAGCCUUCUUAAUAUGUACUUUAUAGCUGAAGAUGCAUCACCCUGAUGAGAAUGGGGUGGAGAAUACAAUAAGCCUCGGAAAUGCCUCAAUUUUUUGUCCCCAUCUUGUGGAGGGAAGAUUUUGAGGUAAGAAUUAAGACUUUUCACUUUGUUUCACUUGUGUGGUUUCAAAUUUGUACAUGUUCAUAAAAAUAUGUCAAAAAUGAGUUUUUACAUUUUAUUUUAAUACACUAAGGUAAUGAACAACAAUGUAAAUGCAGAACUAAGUGUCUGUGUGAACAUAGAUUACAUCGACAGUCAACUGCUUAAUCAUCUCAAAUUUAUAAUUGCAUAUCCCAUUGUUGUUUAUUUAAUAAUUGGUAAUCUGUCUCAAUCUUUCUAAUCUCCACUUGCAAUAAUGCAUAUGAAUGUCAUUUUAUUGGGAUUUCUAUUUGCUUCAAGACAAAAUAAUGAAUCGGCUUGAAUCAAGAAAAUCUUACAAGUUUUGGCGAUCUUGAAUUGUAAAUAAACCACCAAAGUUGGAAGGACGUCAUUUUUUGUCUCUGUUUGUGAGUCUCUGUCUCCAAUGACAUUUCAUAUCUUAUCUCUUUUUCUUUUUUUUUCCUUUUUGACGAUAUUUUCUGUCAUCUUCACAUCAAUUUGGAACUUUAGUUUAUACUUCUGUUGUGCAAGAAUGGUUUUUUGUGUUUCAUAGCUUUAACUUUCGUCCUCUUUUUUUUUUUCCGCGCCUCUUAUUAAAGCUUAAAAUCUUCAAUAACUUUUCGGGUUUGAACCCACACGGUUGGCCUGUGGUCUUCAGCAUCAUGGAGCCCAUUUUUCUCUUCUAGGUGAUCAAUUGUACAUCAGAUGAACUUAAUGAGCUAAAAUUGACAGAUAAAGGGAUAGUUUUUAUCAAUAUACAUAGCGAGUGGCCGCUGGAAUUCAUGAUAAUCCAACCAAACAUCUCUGUGGUCCAACAUUGAACUGCAAAAGAAAAACUAUACCAUGAUAUGCUUCAUUUGUACGUGUCUAGACAAUUAUUACUUUGUUAAACUGAAGAUAGCAUGUUGUUGGGUGGCUCAACGGAACAUGGAAACGGUUGAAGGUAGAAUAAGACGUGCCUUGUUUGGUGGGCUGUCACUUUAGUUGUUAAUAGAAGAUUAUAGUAGCCAUACCUAGAAUCAAGGCUAGGAAAUAUAGAGACGUCACGUAAAAAGAGAGUAUUCAUACAGUUGACUCCAAAUUUACUGAUAACAAAGCUUAGUUUACUGUGUUCUUGUAUAAGUAUCUUAUUAUCUUAAACUGCAAAUCGUAUUUAGGACUGUUCUCGACUCCACACUCUGUAGUUUGUCUAUUUGCAGGCAGCCAGAUAGCCAAUAUACAAUUCAUCAGCCUUGGAAGGAGUUUUUGCCGUACAAAUUUCAUUUGCAUAGGAUUCAUUCAAAGAAACUAUAAAUAACAGGAUUUUUUUCAUCCCAUCUGGACAGGAAAUAAUAAAGGAUUAACAAACGUAUACAAACAGAUUAUAAGUUUGGGAAUGUUUCAGCAGUAAUCAUUUUUUAUAUUAAAACCCAUGUUUAUGUAACUUUAUAUAUGAUUAAAAUGCUGUCUAUUCAUGUUUUUGUUUUCUUGCUGAUGUAUUCUUCUAAAUUUAUGAAUCAAGGUAAUAGAUAAUUCUUGGAAUCCAUGUUUGGUACACAAUACUGGUGAGUAUUAUGUAAUCAACAAGAUUUUAAUUUA
Molecule: messenger RNA, 3105 nt
Organism: Olea europaea var. sylvestris
Lineage: Eukaryota; Viridiplantae; Streptophyta; Magnoliopsida; Lamiales; Oleaceae
Product: glucan endo-1,3-beta-glucosidase 14-like
Exons: 3
Coding region: 279-1412 (377 amino acids)
Biological process (GO): carbohydrate metabolic process
Cellular component (GO): plasma membrane
Molecular function (GO): hydrolase activity, hydrolyzing O-glycosyl compounds
Source: RefSeq, a predicted model, not a curated record